Molecule: messenger RNA, 429 nt
Organism: Symbiodinium sp. CCMP2592
Lineage: Eukaryota; Dinophyceae; Suessiales; Symbiodiniaceae
Source: the annotation of a GenBank genome assembly
AUGCGGCUUCCCAAGGUGAAGAACAAGCACUCCGCAGCGGUGCAGGUCUCCGUGGAGGAUCUCAUCCCUGGCCCUCCGCUGAAUCUUUCAGGAAAGAGAUCUUCGACUUCAGAGAUUGGGCCGUCCAAGCUCGAGGCCGCGGAGGAAGCAUUGGCGCUUCAAGAGUUCAAGCGCGAGCGACAGGCGCAGGCGGCACAUUCGGCACCCGAGCCGACGAGGAUUAUCUUCAAAACGCGGGCAAGAUCUACGAAUUCGGGAGUGCGGGCUACGUUGCGAGUCCGCCGUAGUGACUGGGGAAAGCGUCGCCUGCUUUGCAUCGCCAUAUGCAAGGAGGAUGCCUGCCAUUGUCCCAUGGCAAAGCUCCCUCAGGGUUUUCUCCGUUUCUUUGUGGACCACGUCUUUUCAUUCUUGCCGGAUGAACGCCGGUGA